Molecule: messenger RNA, 5066 nt
Organism: Arabidopsis arenosa
Lineage: Eukaryota; Viridiplantae; Streptophyta; Magnoliopsida; Brassicales; Brassicaceae
Source: the annotation of a GenBank genome assembly
AUCAACAGAGAUUUUACCUUUUAACCUAAUAAGAGAAGACUUUCCAGAAAUCAAUGGUUGCUUCAUUUUCCAAUCUCAGAGAUUUGAGACUUUACAAAGCCAAGAUGGAUUUCGAGAAGAGAAAAGCUGCAACACUAGCUUCAAUUCGUUCGUCAGUGACUGACAAAUCUCCCAAAGGUUUUCUCGACGAACCCAUCAUCCCUCUUCUCGAAACCAUCAAUCACCACCCAUCUUACUUCACUACCAGUUCCUGCUCAGGUCGAAUCUCAAUCCUUUCUCAACCCAAACCAAAAUCGAAUGAUUCAACAAAGAAGAAAGCUCGUGGCGGUUCAUGGCUCUAUAUCACACACGACCCAGCUGAUUCGGAUUUGGUAAUUUCUCUGCUUUUUCCUUCGAAGUCAAAUCAGAUUGACCCAAUUGACCAACCUAGCGAAUUAGUCUUCCGAUUCGAGCCGUUGAUCAUUGCUGUGGAAUGUAAGGAUUUGGGUUCGGCUCAGUUUCUUGUGGCGUUGGCUAUAUCAGCUGGGUUUAGAGAAUCGGGAAUCACAUCUUGUGGUGAUGGCAAAAGGGUAAUUAUAGCUAUACGAUGUUCGAUUCGAAUGGAGGUGCCUCUUGGUGAUACAGAGAAGCUGAUGGUUUCACCAGAGUAUGUGAAGUUUCUUGUUGAUAUUGGAAAUGAGAAGAUGGAUGCGAAUAGGAAGCGAACCGAUGGGUUUAGUGUAGCUUUGACUAGUAAUGGUUUCAAGAAUCCAGAUGAAAAUGAUAUUGAUGAAGAUGAUAAUUACGAGAAUCUAGCUGGAAAUCAUGAUUCAAGUAUCAACAACGGAAACUUGCAUCCUGGGCUUCAGCAAGAUCUCAUACCGCUCUCGAAAUUAUCCAUAGUCGGGGAACCUGUUGAGAAGCUCCACCUUUGGGGACACUCAGCUUGUACGAUAGAUAAAACAGACCGAAAAGAGGUUAUCGUGUUUGGUGGGUUUGGAGGUUUUGGUAGACAUGCUCGAAGAAAUGAGUCUCUGUUACUCGAUCCUUCAUGUGGCACCUUAAAUUUGAUCACAGUCAAUGAAUCUCCGUCAGCACGACUUGGCCACACAGCUUCAAUGGUUGGCGAUUUCAUGUUUGUGAUUGGAGGAAGGGCUGACCCCUUGAAUAUUUUGAAUGAUGUGUGGAGGCUCGAUAUAUUCAAGGGGGAAUGGAGCUCACAGAGGUGUAUUGGAAGUGAAUUUCCUCCAAGGCAUCGGCACGCAGCAGCCAGUGUUGGCACAAAAGUAUACAUAUUUGGUGGGCUUUACAAUGAUAAGAUAGUUUCCUCUUUGCACAUUUUAGAUACAAAGGACCUGCAGUGGAAAGAUGUUGAACAACAAGGUCAAUGGCCCUGUGCGCGCCACUCUCAUGCUAUGGUUGCAUAUGGGUCGCAGUUAUUCAUGUUUGGAGGAUACAAUGGGGAAAAUGUACUCAAUGAUCUAUACAGCUUUGAUGUCCAAAGCUGUUCUUGGAAACUUGAAGUGAUUUCUGGAAAAUGGCCUCAUGCCAGGUUUUCACACUCAAUGUUUGUGUAUAAGCAUAUCAUUGGCAUAAUUGGAGGUUGUCCUGUUUCACAAAAUUGUCAAGAGUUGACUUUGCUAGAUCUGAAGCACCGAUUGUGGAGGAGUGUGAGAUUGGAAUUUAUGAACAAAGAGUUGUUUGUUAGAAGUACAGCCAGCGUUCUUGGUGAUGAUCUCAUUGUCAUUGGGGGUGGGGCUGCUUGCUAUGCUUUUGGGACAAAGUUUAGUGAACCAGUGAAAAUCAACUUGGUUCAAUCUGUGACUCUGAGUGAAAAUCAUGUUCCUCCACAACCUGAAGAUGUUUAUCUAGAAUCGAACAGAAACAAUGCAGAUUUGAAGACUGAAAUGUCUUUUUCUCAACCAUGGGUGAUACAGUUAGAAAGAAAGUAUGCAAAGUUUGGCAAGGACAUUCUUAAAAGUUUCGGAUGGUUAGACCUUGAGAGGAAGGUUUACUCAAGCGAAAAAGGUCUUUGUAUAUGCUUUCCUGUGACUGAAAAGUUUUCUGAACUUUUCCAUGAGAAGCAGCUUUUGGGCAUGGACUUAGAAGGGCCAGAGGAUGAUAGCCUAGCAAAGGGUCUAUCCUUAAAGGAUAUAUCCAGCUCAGCGGCUUUGAAUCUAUUGAAGGAACAUGGUGCUAAAAAACUCAUUAAUGUAGCUUUUGAAGCCAAAAAAGUUGCAAAAUCCCCCUUACAGAGAAUGAGAGAAGAUAUCACAUCUAUACUUAAACAGAAAGGCCUUCCGGAAGAGCUUUUGGACGAGCUCCCACAGAAAUGGGAACGGCUUGGGGAUAUUGUUGUGCUUCCUGCAACAUCCUUUAAAGAUCCAACUUGGAGCUCUAUCAGUGAUGAAGUUUGGUGUGCUGUUUCUAAAUCACUUAGUGCCAACCGCCUUGCACGCCAAGGACGAGUUGAACCUAAUGGUACAAGGGAUAGUACAUUGGAGAUUCUCGUGGGAGAUAGUGGAUGGGUUGAUCACCGUGAAAAUGGGAUCUUAUACUCUUUCGAUGCUACGAAGUGUAUGUUCUCAUGGGGUAAUCUCUCAGAAAAGCUUCGUAUGGGUAACAUGGCCUGUGCAAAUGAAGUUGUGGUGGACCUGUUUGCUGGAAUUGGAUAUUUUGUUCUCCCAUUUCUUGUGAGGGCAAAAGCAAGGCUAGUAUAUGCUUGUGAGUGGAAUCCCCAUGCUAUCGAAGCUCUUCGACGUAAUGUUGAAGCAAAUUCUGUUUCUGACCGUUGUAUCAUUCUUGAAGGGGAUAACCGGAUCACAGCACCGAAAGGAGUAGCUGACAGAGUCAAUCUUGGUCUUAUCCCGAGUAGCGAAGGAAGCUGGGUCACAGCUAUUCAGGCAUUAAGGCCUGAGGGAGGAAUACUCCAUGUGCAUGGAAACGUCAAAGACUCAGAUGAGAGUAGUUGGGGGGAGCAUGUCACCAAAACAUUAAGUGAUAUCGCCAGAGCCGAAGGUCGUAGCUGGGAAGUUACAGUGGAACAUAUAGAGAAGGUGAAAUGGUACGCUCCUCGAAUUCGCCAUCUUGUCGCCGAUAAAAUUAAGCAAAAGCUCGGGAGAAAAUUGCCUAAGAUUAAAAUAUCCAAAGCAAUGAUACUUCCUGAGCAAAGUGUGGCAGCUGAGAAAAGGAAAGGCUUGACCCUGAAGGAUCUUCUGCAACAAACUUCAUAUUGCAAUGCCAAACUUCGCCAAGCAGAGCUGCAGUCACAUAAAUAUGUUAUCAUUCAGAAACUUAGGGAACUCAUUAGUGAUGAUGAUAAGCUUGUUAGAGAUUCUCUUUAUCAACUAUUUGACACUGUCAUCUUUCCUGCUUCUAAAGAGGAUAACCUUAUGGUGUCACUUUUAAUGCCAUACAUAUCUUGCGCUAUGGCUCAUUCAUCGAUUGAUGUUCGUUUGAUGGCUUCCAAAUUUGAAAAGAGAGUGAUCCAAGUGAUUGUACAUGAAUCUCUUGUUGGUGAUGAGAUCGUACCAUUGCUUCACGUAUAUUUGAAUCGAUUCAAAGAUUCAGCAGGAGUCUUGUUAAGUAUUUCUUCUACUAAAUCAAGUGGCAGCGACGGAAACCGACGCCUCGAGGAAGCCAUUGACGCUUUGAAAAGAUUUGAACCGAAUGAAUCAGAGAGAUGUGAGGAAGCAUUGGUGAAAAUCUUGGCUAGAUGUUCACUGAGAAGCAUCGCUAGAUUCAGAUCAGUGUGCAAAGAAUGGAAAUCCAUUAUCGACUGCGACUUCUUCCGAGAUUUCUACGAGUCUCUCAACUCUUCCUCAUCCUCAGUUUCGUGGUCAAUCAUGGAGAAUAAGAACAAAACAGAAAUCGUGGGACACCAUGGAUGCAAGAGAUGGGAACUUACCAAUUCCUUAGGAUCUUUCAUCACACGUUACAAUCCCGAGACCGCAGUGAGAAAAACUAGUGUCUUGUGCUGCACGGAUGGAUUAGUAUUGGUUUACACGGAAACUAUGGAAGGAGCACCAAUGUAUCAUGUCGGAAACCCGUUGUUGCAACAAUGGGUUCGAAUCCCUUUUCCUCCACAUCUCUCGGGUUAUGACGUCGUGAGGUUACAGGAGGAUGAAAAGUUUAACGACAGUGGACUUGUCACAAAGAUGGAAAAGGGUAUUGCCGUGGGUUACAAGGUUGUCUGGACUUUGGUUUCAGAUGUGGUAUCUAAUGAACUCACUUUUAUGAUAUAUUCAUCUGAAACAGGAUUGUGGAUAACCAAAGAGGUUCGUUGUCUCCGUAGCUUGAUCUGGUCUAGACUAGCGCGUUCCGUUCCUUUAAACGGGAUUCUUCACUGGCUUGCUACGAUUGAUAACUCCUCCAUUGACGCGAAUUAUAUUGUAGCUUAUGAUUUCUAUAAUGGAGGAGGUGAUGAGUGUCCUAUCAUACCUUUUCCUGAUAUCCAACAAUUUCAAGCGACUCGGCGUUUCAAGAGAACAAUGACAACGUCUGCUGGAUUCGUGGUGUAUUGCAACGUUUACAGUGAGAAUAAUGAAGGAGAACGUGGAAUCAGGGUUUGGAGGCUGGUCUCUACAAAUGAGCAUCCUAAUUCAUGGCAACUCUCGUGGAAUGUCAAAACCAAGGGUGUGGUUGAUUAUUUCCCUGUGGUGAUGCAUCCUUUGAACUCUGACAUCAUUUACUUGUGGUGUUGGAACAAGAACGCUCUGCUCUUGUUAAACUUGAGGACACACAAGUAUAGUCUUUGCAAGGAGAAAAAUAAGAAGAACAAGUCUAUGGAUGAUUGCAUCAUGACAUUUAGCGGUUGCAAGGAGUAUAUGGACUUGAUCUAUCCAAAUUUCGUCAAUGAUAUGUACCGUGCUUCUCACCAUCUCUUCUUUUCGCAGUACGUGCUCCCAUGCUGGUUCAACCCGCUCCCUCGGCUUUCUUCUUGAUUAUGCAUGUUUAUCAUUUGAUUCUUGUCUUUUUUUUUAAAUGUUUUUCUUUCUUUAUGAUACAAGUAUGCUCUUUGUGCACCUAAUUGGUCAGCUUCUCUCAUAUUAAGUUCUUGCUUUUUCAUAUAAAGAUCUCCAAACUGU